AUGUCGACUUCUGAUGGUGUCCAGCCGAUCCUCGAUGCAAAGACGAUAGUUGAUAGUCUUAAGAGUGGACGACUGAAUCAGAUCACAGAACCUUUAUUAGGGCAAACCCACAUUACACAGGAGUAUUUGACAGUUUUAAUACAUGCGAUGACAAAGGACCCGACCCGACUCCAGUUAUACCUAGACCGGCUUGAAUUUGAAGGAAAUAAUUUAAAUAUAGAAAAAACGAUAUUUGAAUUAAUAGAAGCUGGGAUGUCAGAAAAUGCCCAAAAAUUUGCUGAAAAACGCUCUCCGUCGAGUUAUGUGAAAAUUUUAUUACGAAACGCCGUGUGUCAAAGUGAGAAAACUGCGCUUGAGAGUUACAGCCAAAUUAUAUUGUAUAUUAAUAACCAACCAUUUAAGAACAAAAUUGCUUUGAUCAAAAGUUUUGGAAAAACAUUGGUGGACUCGUUGCUCCCGUUGAACGGUGGCGACGACUUAAUCAAAAAGAUCACCGACCUCUUGGUAAGUCUCUUUAUCGAUAAACCGUCGAACGAAGAUCGCCUUGACCCCGGUGACUUUUUGAGUAUCAUGGAAAACUGUCAGCAACAACAAGACAAUUUCUUACGAAAGAUCCAAGCCAAAAUCGGGGAGUUAGCUGCGCAGAAUGAAAAGGUUGGGGACUUACUAAUAGAGAUGGAUUUGAAGUCGAGUAAUCCACAAGACAAGAAUAAGGCGAUUACAUUAUAUAAGUCCGCAGACUCGAAGAAAGAAAAUUUGAAGAACCUCUUUUUCCAAAGUCGAAUUCUUGACGAAGUGGUCAAUGACCAAGACGAAAAAGUACUUUGCUUACUCCAAGAGAAGAAGACGUGUAGUUUGGAGGAGAAUAUGAACAUCGGAAUACAUUACUUGCCCCUCAUCUGUGAAGAGGAAGUCCAAACAAACAGUUUUGAGGGCUUUGAAAAAUUCCUGAAAAGCACUUUCCAAGAAGGGAUGGAACACAUGCCCCCACAUAAAAUCAUUUCAGUGUUGGAAAUUCUGUCGAAUCCGGAAUUUGAGAAGAACGUCCAAUUUGACUCGAAGAUUAAAGAGAGUCUCAAAACAGGGUUAUCGUUCAUAGACGAGGUCCCUACAUUGAGAGAGGCGAUUGAAGAGAGACAAAACUCGUUGAGUGACCAUUUGGUAUUCAGACAGACACGUUGCGCAAAUUGUGGACAAGAGUUCACGGAUAGCGAGAGUGAAUACCCCAUCGUCCAUUUCCAUUGCGGACAUUCAUUCCAUAAAAAGUGUUUGGGGAGUGCCACAGAAUGUCCGAAAAAUCAUAUGAGUGGUCCGAUGAAAGUCAUUGGCGAAGAGGAAUUUGAAAGAGCAGUGAAUGGGGCGGACUUUAAUGGGUUCUAUGAAUUAAUUAAUUCAGUCUCAUCCAUUUUUGGAAACGAGAAAGACGAAUUUGCUAAGGAAAGUCAACUUGGACAGAGCGAACAAAUUGGAACGGAAUCAAUCACUAACAACUUACCAGAACCUAACGAACAAAUGAAAGACCCAGAUAACUACUUGCAAAAAAUUGACACAUCGAACCCAUUCUUGGUUAACGAUAACACUAACACUGAGAAAGAAGAAAAUAAGGAAGAGAAUCCAUCAAAUGACCUCUUUAACGAACUGUUUUAA
This is a messenger RNA of Entamoeba invadens IP1, 1647 nucleotides long. RefSeq lists its product as hypothetical. Bases 1 to 1647 code for a protein of 548 amino acids. The record is from RefSeq and is a predicted model, not a curated record. The transcript has a single exon. Lineage: Eukaryota; Evosea; Mastigamoebida; Endamoebidae. Gene Ontology annotation, molecular function: protein-macromolecule adaptor activity. Gene Ontology annotation, biological process: endosome organization; organelle fusion; vacuole organization. Gene Ontology annotation, cellular component: HOPS complex; endosome.